AUGUUCUCUAAUCUCUACAGGCAAUGUCUGGUUGAAAAACAUUUUGUUUAUAAUUUAUUUCCUCUCUGUAAAUGGAGCCAAUGUUUUGCUAGUAGUCAACCCGAAUUAGCUACAGAAAGUACUAUUCAGGCAUUUGAAGAACCUGAAAAACGUUCUAUAAAAUUGGAACAGAGAUUCAUCUAUCCUGAGUUUCUUCCAGAUCCUAAAAUAGAAUGGAGGAAUUCCAUACGCGAAAGAUUAGAGCGUCAAGACAUGUUAAAAAGGCGAUCACAGAUUGAAAUUCCUGAGUUUUAUGUUGGGACAAUCAUGGCCGUAACUUCAUUUACUCCUCAUUCUACAUCCAAAAAGAACAGAUUUCUUGGAAUUUGUAUUCAAAGGAAAGGUUGUGGCCUAAGAGCAACUUUUGUUCUCAGAAACAUCAUUGAUAAUUUAGGUACUGAAGUUGCUUACCAUCUGUAUGAUCCUACAAUUGAAAAAAUAGAAGUUAUAAGAUUAGAAAAACGGUUGGAUGAUGAACUUUUUUAUUUGAGGGAUGCACUUCCGGAAUACAGUACUUUCCCACUUGAUAUGGAACCAGUGAUUCUUCCAGAUAAUACCCCAAUUCCUGUUAAUACAACACAGGUAAUUUUAAAACCUCGACCAUGGGUCGGAAGAUGGGAAAGGACAGAUUUUAAAGGUAUUAAUAGGGAACACAUGAUGACACUCAUAUCAGACAAAAUGAAAAUGCAAAUUGCUAAACAUCAAAAGCCAUGGGAGAAAUAUGAUUUAAUGAAACAAUACAGGGCUACGAUACCUGAGGAAGAACAAAAAGAAAUCUUUGCUGAGGUCUAUUCACAAUUGCAUCAACUAGAAUUAGGCAAGAAAAAAUCAAAAAGAAUACGGACAUUCGUCAAGCCAAAGAAAUCAGCAUAA
This is a messenger RNA of Nezara viridula (southern green stink bug), 912 nucleotides long. Lineage: Eukaryota; Metazoa; Arthropoda; Insecta; Hemiptera; Pentatomidae. The record is from the annotation of a GenBank genome assembly.